Knipowitschia caucasica is the source of this 582-nucleotide messenger RNA. Lineage: Eukaryota; Metazoa; Chordata; Actinopteri; Gobiiformes; Gobiidae. The record is from the annotation of a GenBank genome assembly.
AUGAGUAAAGAAAGAAGGAGGAGGAGGAGGUGUCGGGAUGAGGAGGAGGAGGAGGAGGAGGAGAUUGAGGAGGAGGUGGAGGAGAUGGAGGAGGAGGAGGAGGUGGAGGAGGAGGAGAUGGAGGAGGAGGAGGAGGAGGAGAUUGAGGAGGAGGUGGAGGAGAUGGAGGAGGAGGAGGAGAUUGAGGAGGAGGUGGAGGAGAUGGAGGAGGAGGAGGAGGUGGAGGAGGAGGAGAUGGAGGAGGAGGAGGAGGAGGAGAUGGAGGAGGAGGAGGAGAUAGAGGAGGAGAUGGAGGAGAUGGAGGAGGAGGUGGAGGAGAUGGAGGAGGAGGAGGAGGUGGAGGAGGAGGAGAUGGAGGAGGAGGAGGAGGAGGAGGAGAUGGAGGAGGAGGAGGAGAUAGAGGAGGAGGUGGAGGAGGAGAUGGAGGAGGAGGAGGAGGAGAUGGAGGAGGAGGAGGAGAUUGAGGAGGAGGUGGAGGAGAUGGAGGAGGAGGAGGAGAUUGAGGAGGAGGUGGAGGAGGAGAGGAGGAGGUGGAGGAGGAGGAGAUGGAGGAGGAGGAGAUGGAGGAGGAGGAGGAGAUAG